This is a messenger RNA of Capsicum annuum, 1010 nucleotides long. RefSeq lists its product as uncharacterized. Lineage: Eukaryota; Viridiplantae; Streptophyta; Magnoliopsida; Solanales; Solanaceae. The record is from RefSeq and is a predicted model, not a curated record. The transcript is spliced from 2 exons. Bases 89 to 742 code for a protein of 217 amino acids.
UUGACUCAUUUAGACAACCUUUCUUUCAGAAAAUCUCCCUCCUCUCUCACACUCCUCUUUCAUUCUUAACUUUUUCUCUCUCUCUCAAAUGGAAGAAUCAGUUGAACAAAGAGUUGCGAUUCUUGAAAAGGAGUCUGCUAAUCACUCUGUGAUGAUGGCGACUUUUCUACAGGAUUUUGAUGCAGCAACAAACAGCAUAAAAGAGGAGAUUAAGAUGCUCAAAUAUUUGUUUCCAAAGGAGGCAGGUGUUUCUGGUGAAAAAAUUUCGAUUCCCAUUCCCAACUGUGACAUCUAUUUGAUUUCUAACUUCCGUGACAGUUCGAAUACCCAUUUCAAGGGGUAUUAUGGUCGAGUUAAGUUAAACUUCAUCUCCUCUGAAGCUGCGAUGAGGUUGCAGUUGCAGCCACAAGUUGUUGAGCUCCAGUCACCCAUCGAACUUGAUUUGAAGAUAGGUAAGUUGCCUAUAAAAAAUGUGUGCACCAAUGUCGGCAUUCGUGUGGGUGCGAGUCAGAAAGUCGUGAGAGCUGAUUUCCACGUUAUCCCUAUGACGUGCGAUUUCAUUCUUGGUGAUGCCUUCCUUGAAGUGGUUAAGGUAGAUAGACAUGGUACUUGGAGCGUUGAUUUUCAUUAUGAAGGAGAGCGCAACGCCUUAACUUUCGUUUCCAACAACACAACCUUUGAGAGUGUUCUCAUACAGAAAAACUUAGGUAAUAUCACUAGGUUCUUUUGCUUGUUGAGUUAAUGCUAGUCUUACAUUUUGUUUGUGAUCGAUAUCAUGAUCUGUAUGAGUAUGAUACUGAGAUCAAUGAGUAUCGACAAGGUGCAGCAUGGGACAUUGUUGAUAAUCCCAUGUAUUGCUUCCAUCCAACGUUAGCUUCUGUCCAUUAGAUGCCCUUCGAGAAUGUAGAGACUGAUGAUCUGUUGUACAUUUAGUUUUUGUGAUGUCCUAAAUUAGACUUAAGGGCAGGAUUAGUUUUUUUUCUCCUAUUUCUUUCAUAUAUAAUGUCUCU